CCGGAGCCGGAGGCGGAGCCGGAGCCGGCCGAGGCCGGGAAAGCCGAGAGCUCGGAGGGGGGGGCGGCGGCGGCGGCGGCACCGGAAGCGUCGGCGUCGCCCAAGCAGCGGCGCUCGAUCAUCAGGGACCGGGGGCCCAUGUACGAGGACCCCACCCUGCCCGAGGGCUGGACCCGGAAGCUGAAGCAGAGGAAAUCGGGGCGCUCGGCGGGGAAGUUCGACGUCUACCUGAUCAACCCGCAGGGGAAGGCGUUCCGCUCCAAGGUGGAGCUGGUGGCCUACUUCGAGAAGGUCGGCGACACCUCCCUGGACCCCAACGACUUCGACUUCACCGUCACCGGGCGCGGGAGCCCCUCGCGGCGCGAGCAGCGCCCGCCCAAGAAGCCCAAAGGCGCCAAGAGCGCCGGCACCGGGCGAGGCCGCGGCCGCCCCAAGGGCAGCGGCGCCCCCAAAGCCCCCAAGGCGGCGGCCGAGGCGGUGCCCAAGCGCGGGGGGGCGCUGGAGAAGAGCCCGGCCAAGCUCCUGGUGAAGAUGCCGUUCGCGGGCGGCGCACGCGGUGCCGGUGACGCCGGAAGCGGAAGCGGCGCCGGAGCCGCCACCACCUCGGCGCAGGUCCUGGCUGUGAAGCGCCCCGGCCGGAAGCGGAAAGCGGAGCCCGACCGGCACGGGGCGGCGCCCAAGAAGCGAGGCCGCAAACCGGCGGCAGGCACCGGGCCCGGCGGCGCCGGCACCGGCGGGGGAGCGGCGGCGUUGGCGGCGGCGGCCGAAGCCAAGAAGAAGGCGGCGGCGGCGGCGGCGGCGCCCGCGGUGCAGGAGACGGUGCUGCCCAUCAAGAAGAGGAAGACGCGGGAGCCGGCGCUGCUGGAGGCGGCCAAACCGGUACCGGCGCCGCCCGAACGCGGUCCCCGCAGCCCUCGCGCCGCGCGCGGCAGCCCCAAAGGGCGCGGUGGUGGCGGUGCCGCGGUGCCGGCGCCCGGCCGGAGGGAGCUGGGGGGGUCUCCGGUGCCGAGCGAGCCCCCCCCGGGCAGCCCCAAGGACAGCGGCAGCGCCGCCGCCGCGCCCCCCCCCGCGGCGCAGGACUGCAGCGGCUGCUCCCAGCACCGCGGCGCCGCGGCCGCCCCCGACGGCUGCGCCACGGCAAAGACUCCGCUGGGGCGGGCGCCGGGGGGGGACCCCGAGGCCAAGGACGCUGCUUCCUCCUCCUCCUCCUCCUCCUCCUCCUCCUCCUCCUCCUCCUCCUCCUCCUCGUGCUCGUCGGCGCCGCCGCCCCCCCCCCGCCCAGCGCCGCGGUGCCGCGGCCGCCGCCACCGCCCCCCCCCCGCGACGAAGCGGUCGACACCAGGACGCCUGUGCCCGAGCGGGUCAGCUGACUGUGAGCCAACCAAUCACGGACCCAGGAUGGACACAUUGACCCCUCCCUCCUCCACUGCCCCCCCUCCCUCCAUCCCCCCCCAUCACCCUGAGCCCCCCCCCCUUCCAUCCCAGCCCCCCCCGUCUAUGACCGAGAAGCACAGCGAGGCCCCCCCACAAGCACUAAAAGGGGGGGGGGGGUGGCCCCAGGGACCCCCCCUUGAUGUGGGGGGGGUGAAGGGGGCUCUGGGGGCCAUGGGGGGGGUUCGGGGUCCACCCCCCCUCCCCCAACGCCGCCGCUUCAUUCGUUCUUCCAGUUCCGUGCCCCCGUUUUUAGGUAGGAACCAUUUGCACUAAGGGGG
Molecule: messenger RNA, 1712 nt
Organism: Neopsephotus bourkii (Bourke's parrot)
Lineage: Eukaryota; Metazoa; Chordata; Aves; Psittaciformes; Psittacidae
Product: methyl-CpG-binding protein 2-like
Biological process (GO): negative regulation of transcription by RNA polymerase II
Cellular component (GO): nucleus; heterochromatin
Molecular function (GO): chromatin binding; methyl-CpG binding; double-stranded methylated DNA binding
Source: RefSeq, a predicted model, not a curated record